AUGGUCAGACUGCUGCUACAGCGUGGCGCUGAUGUUGGUGCGACCGUUCACGAGGUGCCGUCCCGGGUACUUGGGAGGUCGGCACUAGAAGGGGCGGCGGAGAACGGGCGGCUCCGCAUGCUGGGUGUGCUGUGGACCGCCGGGCAGUCGGCCUCUGGUGGCUUUCCCGACGAGGAAAUAAUGAGUGCCAUCAAGUACGCCAACCAGAAAGGCCACAAGGGCUGCGCGGACUACCUCGCGUGGCUAUGGGCGACACAAUCUGCGGCAACGAGGGGGAUAUCCGAGGGAGUGCAUGAUUCUGGCACCGAAGAAGCUCACGAUGACCAGGGACGCGGGUGAGAGGCA
Pyricularia oryzae 70-15 is the source of this 345-nucleotide messenger RNA. RefSeq lists its product as uncharacterized. The transcript has 2 exons. Bases 1 to 339 code for a protein of 112 amino acids. NCBI's taxonomy places the organism in Eukaryota, Fungi, Ascomycota, Sordariomycetes, Magnaporthales, Pyriculariaceae. The record is from RefSeq and is a predicted model, not a curated record.